GUCGAGACGCCGAACCACUCGAUGCGAUAGGAAGCAUGCAUUGCAAUACUAUGCAGCAGUGACACAUGCACCAAUACACAUAAGUAGUUACAGUUAUCGUUACGCCAGGGAAUAUUAAAUUAGUUCUGUGUAGUAUGAAAGUACAACUGCCACAUUGCCUUACAAAACAUGGGAGAUAAAGAGCAUCACGUGCACUUCAGUGGGGGAAGCGGCCUUGGGAAAGACAAUAAUAUUAUGAUACAACCCCAGCGACACGGACAAAUAGAUGUUCAUCUUGGAUUCUUGCAGCUUCAUCACAGGUACCACGUGGACUUCUCCGUCCCAUGGAAUCUAUGUGUACAUGGCGAUGGGAAGACACUAGCCCCUGCCAUAGUCACUGGAAAUCACAAUCCUAAUUGUCACAUUGUUGAUUUGGGACAAGAGAAGGAUGGCCUGAGGUUGAAGGUGGCGCUGCUGGCGUACAAAGAGAAGAUCCUGAAGGAGGAGGUGGAGAUAAUGUGUUGCAAGGCAGGAACGCCGCUAAAAAUCCAAUUGAACGCGCGUGUCUUGGGGAAAGACAAGGGCACCCCGUUGCUGAGGAACGGUAUACGCAGUAUCGGAGUGGAGAGACCGGACGAAGAUGAGGUGCUGGGUAUGAAACUGAGAGCAUCCCUGAGCAUGCCAAGCCGACAGAAUCUUUGAACAGAAAGCUAGUGUCCUGGUUCACGAAGAACGUCACACGUUCCGGGUUAACGACGAAGAAUCUCUCAAGAGAUGAAACCAGAGCACGAGAACGUUUCUCAUUUCGAACGUUGAACGUGUAAUUCUUCAGAGAAUCGCGGCGACUAAUGGAUCUUGGUGAUCGCUAUUUUAGUAGACAUAUGAUAUCGAAUGCACGUGUCUUAACUUUUAAACGUAGGAAACCACAUAUGACAAACCAAGAAGAAGAAAAAAUGAACAUAAUCUACUUCACCCCUUAAAAUUGCACGUCGUAACUUUCAAAGUACACAACGUUCAGUGACGAGCUUCUCUCGAGUUUGUUGCGUUGGCCUAGCGUAGACCAACGCUGGGACUCUCUCCUCUUGCGUCGAUUUUACGGAGACGAUGGCAUUUCGGCGCAAGAAGCUAAAGUGUUCCUUCAAUUAGCCUUUCUCGAAGGAUCGCAGCCGGGUAUAUGUAAUUACGAGUAACUGCUAAGUGCCACAUUUGCCUACUGUUAUCUUCUCCAACGAGUACGUAUCACGCAAUGCCUAUAAAGUUUACUACACCUUUUAAUAAUCACUGUCAAUCUACCUGUAAUAAGUGAGAUUGUAUUUUAUUAUCGUUUUACAUCGAACGUAGGCUUUAAAACAUUCAAUCAAAACGAACGAACUAUACGAACGACGACGCUAUUUUCUAGUUCCUCGCUAAGCUAAAAACGAAUUAUUAAAA
This is a messenger RNA of Hylaeus volcanicus, 1410 nucleotides long. RefSeq names its product UPF0687 protein C20orf27 homolog. The record is from RefSeq and is a predicted model, not a curated record. The transcript is spliced from 5 exons. Lineage: Eukaryota; Metazoa; Arthropoda; Insecta; Hymenoptera; Colletidae. Bases 169 to 681 code for a protein of 170 amino acids.